Helianthus annuus (common sunflower) is the source of this 1451-nucleotide messenger RNA. RefSeq names its product F-box/FBD/LRR-repeat protein At5g56420. The transcript has 3 exons. The coding region runs from base 54 to 1151 and encodes 365 amino acids. The record is from RefSeq and is a predicted model, not a curated record. NCBI's taxonomy places the organism in Eukaryota, Viridiplantae, Streptophyta, Magnoliopsida, Asterales, Asteraceae. Gene Ontology annotation, molecular function: protein binding.
UACCAUUUCUCCAUUUCCCCUUUCUCCAAUUUCACAUACAAAUUGCACAAAAGAUGAAGCGAAAAUCAACAAUAACCCACACCAGCAACAUCUACAACGAUGUUGAACAUGAAGACCAACAAGACAGACUCAGCUCCUUACCAGAUGUUCUUCUCAUCUACAUAUUCUCCUUCAUCGACACCAAACUAGCUCUUCAAUCCCAAAUUCUCUCCAAACGUUGGGUAAACCUCUGGACUCUGCUCCCUGUUCUCAACUUUGACUAUUCAUUCUUACAACGUUUCGAUCAUUUCAUUCAUAAAGUCUUAACUUACCGUAACGCUUCAAUUAAGCUGGACGCUCUUAAUAUUAAACUUACUGAUUACAACACAAUGGCUACUGUUUUUAACUAUGCCUUGGUUAAUCGUGUCUCGAAUUUGAGCAUUGAUACGUCUGAUUACUUGACCAAAUACCGCCCGAUUCAAUGUUUGAAUGGUACUGAUUCGUUGAGAAAGUUGGAGUUGAAAGGGAUGUUUGAGUUCGGUAGGUUUUCGGUUUGUUCGGGUUUGGUUAAGUUAAGAUUGGAGCGGGUUAAGAUAGUUGAAUCCGACCCGUUUUCGUGUUUUCCGAAUUUAAAAGAGUUGUGUUUGGUGAAUUGUAAGGUGGGGUUUGAUUUGGCUGUGUUGGAAGUGAUUGGGUUUGAGUUGUUGAGGUUGACGAUUUCGUCGUGUUUUUAUCAUCCGGUUCCGUAUGAGAAGCUUGUGCUUUUGACUCCUAAGCUUAAGGUGCUUGAGAUUAGUGGGCUUAUUCCGAUGUCGUUUGAGGCUUGUGAGCUUCCGGGGUUGGAUACUGUGCAUAUCGAUUGUUGUUUUUCGUUUGUGCGAUCGUUUGAUAGGAUUGUUCAGCAGCCGGAUGAGGAGGAGCAGAAGGUUAAUCUGAUUAAGAUGUUUUGGUGCAUUAGAAAUGCUAAAUGUAUUCAUCUUUCGCCGUCGACUGUUAAGCUCCUCUCCCUAUCUCAUGAAAAGCUUGUUGAAGAACCUUGCCCAUUUGUGAACCUUAAGGUUUUGAACCUUAUCCCUCCACCAAACAAGCCCGUCGGUGAGCUUCAUUCUUCUGUGGCGACCUAUUUGCUCAAGGGUUCUCCACGAGCUGUUGUCAAGUCAUUGCCCCGGUGACGAAUGCUCAUCGAGAUGCUAAGUUUUGCUGUUACUGGUAUGCUAUUAGAUAUCUAUAAAGGAAGUGAAUAUACAUCGGCACCCCUUGGUUUCUGGAGAAGUAUAGUGAAUUAUAGUUUUCGUAUAUUGGAUCUUGUUUUGGACGUCAAAGCAGAUCUAAGUAACACUUUCUUCUCUAUGAAAAACCAUCAGAGGUUUUCGUUUUAUCUUUCGUGUUGCAUUCAUAUUUUUAUUUUUGUUUUCUUGAUGUUGUUAGAGCUUGUUAAACUUUAGCAAUGAAAAUGGCAUUAAGGUGGGUCA